CUCUAGGGGAGUAUAGAAUUUCUGUUUCUUUUUGCAGACAUCAGCAGCUACAGCUACAUAAGAACUUCCUUGGUCUUCUAUAGAAAAACCCACCUCAGCAUUUGGUUUCCUUCAUCACUGGUGGACUUGCACUGUCUCGUCACUUGCCCUGGCCUCCCACACAGCGCCUAGUCUUGGCUCACCCACCAACAGUUAUCUUUGGGUCAUUGGCCAUCAUCCUCUCUCUCUAGCUCCUGAAACAUCCAGGGCUCAGAUGUCGACCCCAGAGGCCCCCAAGGACGUUUCUCUCUCCCAAGGCAUCCGCAUGAUGUUUUAUGUCCUGAAGCCCGAUGAGACCUCCUUUUCCAGCUUGGAAGAAGUGCCUGAUUAUGUGAAACAGGCGACACCAUUUUUCAUUUCCUUGAUGCUGCUCGAGUUGGUCCUCAGCUGGAUCCUCAAAGGGAAGCUAGCAGGAAGAGUGGAUGAUGCUUUAACCUCCAUCUCGGCAGGUGUCCUGUCUCGGCUUCCAACACUCUUUUUCAGGAGUAUUGAGUUGUCCACUUAUAUUUAUGUCUGGGAGAAUUAUAGACUCUUCAAUCUGCCUUGGAAUUCUCCAUGGACAUGGUAUUUGACCUUUUUGGGAGUUGACCUAGGUUACUAUUGGUUCCACCGCAUGGCCCAUGAGGUCAACAUCAUGUGGGCGGCACACCAGACACACCACAGCUCUGAGGACUACAACUUAUCCACGGCACUGAGACAAUCCGCCUUCCAAACAUAUACGUCCUGGAUCUUUUAUUGUCCCCUGGCACUGGUCAUCCCUCCUCCGGUGUAUGCCGUCCAUCUCCAGUUCAAUCUUCUCUACCAGUUUUGGAUACACACUGAGGUCAUUGAAAACCUUGGACCUUUGGAACUUAUUCUCAACACCCCAAGCCAUCAUCGGGUUCACCAUGGCAGAAACCGUUAUUGCAUAGACAAAAAUUUUGCUGGUACCCUUAUUAUUUGGGAUAGAAUUUUUGGAACAUUUGAAGCGGAGAAUGAAAAGGUUUCAUAUGGCCUCACACACCCUAUUAACACCUUUGAACCACUCAAAGUACAGUUUCAUCACUUGCAUUAUAUUUGGAACACAUUUUGGAUCACACCUGGUUUCUGGAACAAGUUGUCCGUCGUAUUCAAAGGACCAGGAUGGAGUCCUGGCAAACCUAGGCUUGGUCUUCUUGAGGAAAUCCCUGAGAUCACAGGAAAAGAAGUUCCUUAUGCCACCCAUGUGUCUGGCUCACUCCAGCUGUAUGCCCUUGUGCAGUUUGCUCUGAUGCUUGGUUUUUAUGAGGACACAUUUGCUGACAAAGGCGCUUUGUCACAGGCCACCCUCCUCCUGAGAUCAGGCUACAUCAUCCUGACACUGACUUCCAUCGGAUUCCUCAUGGAGCAAAGGCCUAGGGCAGCCAUUUUGGAAACCAUCCGGUGCUCGGUGUUUUUAAUGCUAUAUUGGUUGAACUUCUUGAAACCCUUCAUUCCUUCAUGGACAUAUGUGUUUGAGGGCCUGAUUACUUCUGUGCAUGUGUGUCAGCUACAAGCCUUCCUCAUAUCAAGACCAAGACCCUGUUCACUUAGUCACACUGAAUCUCAGUGGAAAAGGAGCAAAUUCAACACUGAGGCCCAAUCUGGGGCCUUGCCUGCCAAGGUUUUCUUUUCUAUCUGCACUAUGUAUUGGGGAAUAAGAAGUAUGAGACAACUUGUCUCAGGCCUCCCAAAGCAGUUCUGAGAUGGGAUGUCUAGAACCUUCUGUAGAUACAAGAAGGAGGAAGCAUUGAAGGACCAAAUGUAACGCAGGAGCAGAUGCCAAGGUUUUGAUGCAAAGGAAGUAAUUCAGUGCUGGAUUCUUGCAAGAACUGUUUACAUGAAGAUUGACUCCAAUGGUCAUUGAGUUUGGCUUCACUUUGCUAUGAAUUGUUAUCUAUUAUCAGUAGAAUCUGAUGUUAAUUUUUUUUCAUAUGAACUUUGAAUUCAAUACUGUGUCAAAAUCCUGGUUAAACAUCUCUUGUGUUGUCACUUUUCAAUUAGGUCAGUUGUGGGAGCACAACUACUUUUGUACAAACUGAAGAUUUUAUUUGUGACAGCUUAAUAAUAUAGCUUGCUUUUCCUUGGGAAUUUAUUGUAAUAGUAUUAAAACACAUAUUUGGGUCCAUAAACAUAUCAUUACAAUAGGAACUCAAUACUUUACAUAAUGCAAAUUUGAUUCUUAAAGCACACGAUUGGACCUUUGGGAAGAACUGUGAUUGACGUGGAUAUCAGAACAUCAUCAGUUUCGGGCUACCCGAGAGCUGAGAGAGCUUCCGGCCCAACCCUUUCCUCACUGGUCCAAUAUUUGGUCUAUAAUUGGCAUUGAAUCAAUACUUGCUUAUUUCUUGCUUAGUUUUAAAGAUGAAGAAAGGCAGGUCCAGAGAUGAAGUGACUUGUCUAAGGUCACAUAUAUAGUAAAUGAGAGAGGCAGCAUUUGAAACCGGGUCUUCUGACUUUCAUUCCACUGUCCCUUCCUCUGUACCAAUCAGCCUGAGUGUCAAGACUGAGAGGAGACAUGAUGUAGUUAAGGUAACAGGAUGAUAUUGAUAGCAACAAUAAUCAACAACAUCAUCUAUGUAAGGCUUUAAGGUCUGCAAACAUAUAAAUGCCUACAUAUGCCCAGAUAUACAUACACAUGCACAUACAUGUAUGUAUAUGUGUAUAUAUGUAUGUACACACACGUGUUUAUGCACGUAUUUAUGGUCAUCUGAUAAGAAGAUGGGGUUCUGGUUCAAUCCCAAAUACAGACUGUGUAACCCUGGGAAUGUCACACUCCCUCUCAUUGUUCCAGGCACCACGUAAGACUUAAGUGACACAUGAGAUUCUGAUCCACAUCCAUUACGGGAAGACAUUUUCACAGGAGAAAAUACUUAUAUCAAUGAAAUUACAGCUCUGAACCAAUUGGGACAAAUACACACAUAAAUGAGUGAAAGCAUAAAUAAACUGAUGGAUUAAUGAUUGAACAAGAAUAUAGGUAAACGAAUAAGUAAAUGAAUGGACAAAGAAAUAAACUAAUAAACAAGUAAAAAUAAAUGAAUGUUAGAACAGAAUCGUAAGUGAUUUUGCUAAAUGAAUAGGGGCAGCCUUCUGGAGGCCUCCACUGAAGAGCUUCCUUGCAGCUUCAUGUUAUUGUAAAUUGUGGAAUAAAGGUAAAUGUCACAGUGAAA
Messenger RNA from Trichosurus vulpecula (common brushtail), 3206 nucleotides. RefSeq names its product alkylglycerol monooxygenase (gene AGMO). The record is from RefSeq and is a predicted model, not a curated record. Gene Ontology annotation, cellular component: endoplasmic reticulum. Gene Ontology annotation, molecular function: iron ion binding; oxidoreductase activity. Gene Ontology annotation, biological process: lipid biosynthetic process. The transcript has 14 exons. Lineage: Eukaryota; Metazoa; Chordata; Mammalia; Diprotodontia; Phalangeridae. The coding region runs from base 254 to 1741 and encodes 495 amino acids.